Messenger RNA from Apus apus (common swift), 2767 nucleotides. RefSeq names its product tripartite motif containing 9 (gene TRIM9). Gene Ontology annotation, molecular function: protein binding; zinc ion binding. The coding region runs from base 57 to 2471 and encodes 804 amino acids. NCBI's taxonomy places the organism in Eukaryota, Metazoa, Chordata, Aves, Apodiformes, Apodidae. The transcript is spliced from 13 exons. The record is from RefSeq and is a predicted model, not a curated record.
UCGGGCUGUGCUGCGGCCGCUGCUGGCGCUGCGCUGCCGGCCUCGCUCCUUCCCCUAUGGAAGAGAUGGAAGAGGAGCUGAAAUGCCCGGUGUGCGGCUCCUUUUACCGGGAGCCCAUCAUCCUGCCUUGCUCCCACAACCUCUGCCAGGCGUGCGCCCGCAACAUCCUGGUGCAGACCCCGGAGUCGGAGUCGCCGCAGAGCCGCCGCGCCUCAGGCUCGGCCGUCUCCGACUAUGACUACCUGGACCUGGAUAAGAUGAGCCUGUACAGCGAGGCGGACAGCGGCUACGGCUCCUACGGCGGCUUCGCCAGCGCUCCCACCACCCCUUGCCAGAAGUCCCCCAACGGCGUCCGCGUCUUCCCGCCGGCCGCGCCGCCUCCCCCCGCCAGCCUGGCCCCGCCGCCGCCGCCCCGCAACGCCUGCCUCACCUGCCCGCAGUGCCACCGCAGCCUGGUGCUGGACGAGCGCGGCUUGCGGGGCUUCCCCCGCAACCGCCUGCUGGAGGGAGUCAUCGACCGCUACCAGCAAGGCCGGGCGGCCGCCCUGCGCUGCCAGCUCUGCGAGAAGGCGCCCAAGGAGGCGGCCGUCAUGUGCGAGCAGUGCGACGUCUUCUACUGCGAUCCCUGCCGCCUGCGGUGCCACCCGCCGCGGGGGCCGCUGGCCAAGCACCGCCUGGUCCCGCCGGCCCAGGGCCGCGUCAGCCGCCGCCUCAGCCCCCGCAAGAUCUCCACCUGCACCGACCACGAGCUGGAGAACCACAGCAUGUACUGCGUGCAGUGCAAGAGCCCCGUCUGCUACCAGUGCCUGGAGGAGGGCAAGCACUCCAGCCACGAGGUCAAAGCGCUGGGCGCCAUGUGGAAGCUCCACAAGAGCCAGCUUUCCCAGGCCCUCAAUGGAUUGUCAGACAGAGCCAAGGAAGCAAAAGAGUUCCUGGUCCAGCUCCGGAACAUGGUGCAGCAGAUCCAGGAGAACAGCGUGGAGUUUGAGGCCUGCCUGGUGGCCCAGUGUGAUGCCCUCAUUGAUGCCCUCAACAGGAGGAAAGCCCAGCUGCUGUCCCGGGUCAACAAGGAGCACGAGCACAAGCUGAAGGUGGUGCGAGACCAGAUCUCCCACUGCACGGUCAAGCUGCGCCAGACCACGGGCCUGAUGGAAUAUUGCCUGGAGGUCAUCAAGGAGAACGAUCCCAGCGGGUUCCUGCAGAUCUCAGAUGCUCUCAUCAGGAGAGUGCACUUAACUGAGGACCAGUGGGGAAAGGGGACACUCACACCCCGGAUGACCACAGACUUCGACCUGAACCUUGACAAUGCUCCUCUGCUGCAGUCCAUCCAUCAGCUCGACUUCGUGCAGAUGAAAGUUUCCUCCCCAGUGCCGGCCCCCCCGAUCCUGCAGCUCGAGGAGUGUUGCACCCACAACAACAGUGCCACCUUGUCCUGGAAGCAGCCCCCCUUGUCCACGGUGCAGGUGGAAGGCUACAUCCUGGAGCUGGAUGAUGGCAACGGCGGCCAGUUCAGGGAGGUGUAUGUGGGCAAGGAGACCAUGUGCACGGUGGACGGGCUCCACUUCAACAGCACCUACAGCGCCCGCGUCAAAGCCUUCAACAAAACUGGAGUCAGCCCCUACAGCAAGACCCUGGUCCUCCAGACAUCCGAGGGUAAGGCAUUGCCACAGCUCCAGCCCCGUUUAGACACGCAGUCAGAAGAACAGACCCUCCCUUUUCCAGUGCCUUUGGAAAGAUCGCAGCUUCGUAGAAUGAGUCCUUUCUCCUCCACCCUUAAUCUACAACCCAGCUUCCCCGGGAGGUCCUACUUUGAGCUAAGAUCUUCGGCCCACCAGCUGAGCUUGCAUUCUUCUUUACAGUCCCUGAAUUCAGCCGGAUGCAAUUUUGAGACACAAGGAACGCCUUACUCUCAAUUAGUUGACAUUAAAAAAAUGGUGGCAGUCGCUUGGUUUUCUUUCGAUCCUUCCUCUGCCCACGCUGACAUCAUCUUUUCUAAUGACAACCUGACUGUCACCUGCAACAGCUAUGAUGACAGGGUUGUGCUGGGGAAAACGGGCUUUUCCAAAGGGCUCCAUUACUGGGAGCUGUCGAUCGAUCGAUACGAUAACCACCCCGACCCGGCCUUUGGCGUGGCACGCAUUGAUGUCCUCAAGGAUGCCAUGCUGGGCAAGGACGACAAGGCCUGGGCCAUGUACGUGGACAAUAACCGGAGCUGGUUCAUGCACAACAAUUCACACACCAACAGAACCGAGGGUGGGAUAACAAAAGGCGCCACGGUGGGAGUGCUGCUGGAUUUGACCAGAAGGACACUGACGUUCUCCAUCAACGAGGACCAGCAAGGGCCUGUGGCCUUCGAGAACCUGGAGGGCCUUUUCUUCCCCGCAGUGAGCCUCAACAGGAACGUGCAGGUGACGCUGCACACCGGCCUGCCGGUCCCCGAGUUCUACGCUUCGCGCUCCGCCAUGCAGUGAGGAUGCUCCCGGAGCCGGCUGCCCCUUCUCGGGAAGCAAAGGAGCCAGCCUGUUCCCUCCCGCGGGACAAGUCCAGCCCCAGAGCCACCCGGUCCCUGCUCUGCCACCGGCUGGGGAGCGGGAGGGGAAGCGGGAAGGCCGAGCCCGGCUGCUGAGACCUUCCCUGGCCUGGUCCCUCCCGCGCUGCCCUGUGUGUGUGCGCUUCGCUGUGUAGCUCUUUUUGGCUGAUCAAGUCCUUAGGUAGCCUGAGAUGUUCCUCUGUGUCUGCUUUUAGGUUUGGUUUCUACUGAUUUGAA